Messenger RNA from Schistocerca piceifrons (Central American locust), 870 nucleotides. RefSeq lists its product as uncharacterized. The transcript is spliced from 7 exons. The record is from RefSeq and is a predicted model, not a curated record. Bases 145 to 669 code for a protein of 174 amino acids. NCBI's taxonomy places the organism in Eukaryota, Metazoa, Arthropoda, Insecta, Orthoptera, Acrididae.
UGGAGUCUUCUCUCACGAGGCUUCGGAACAGUCUGUCAACGAACGAAUGUGCCAGCAACCCUUGCCGGAACGGCGGAACCUGUGAAGACAAGUAUAACGGCUUCGUGUGCCGCUGUCCGUCUAACUGGCAGGGUACUUUUUGUGAUGUUGACGUCAACGAAUGUGCAAAUUUUGCUGGAACGGACCUGGGGUGUCAAAAUGGAGCUACCUGCAUUAACAAACCAGGCACAUAUGAGUGCCACUGCGCACAGGGCUUUUUCGGCUUGCACUGCACCCAGAGGAGUAACGACUGUGGGACGGCAUCUGCGUCCGAGCUGUGCGGACACGGCCACUGCCAGCCCCGAGUGGGUGGCGGCUACGACUGCCUCUGCUACCAGGGCUGGACUAAAGGGAAUGGAAUUUCAUGCACUCAAGACGUGGAUGAGUGUUCAAGUAGUAGCCCAGCAUGUUCCAGGGAUCCACCUGUACCAUGCAUUAAUGUGCCUGGGUCAUUUCAUUGCGGAUCUUGCCCAACAGGCUACACUGGAAAUGGGUUUUAUUGUCUGGACGUUAAUGAAUGUGAGCAAAAUAAUGGAGGAUGCAGUCUCCAACCCUAUGUGCAAUGUAUCAACACAAAGGGUUCUCGACGUUGUGGUGAAUGUCCAGCUGGCUACCAGGGAGAUGGUAUAACAUGCACUCGAGUUGGCAUCUGCAACAUCAACAAUGGAGGCUGCCAUGUACUUGCACGCUGUGUGGAGAACUCUGCUAUUGGCCAAAGUUACGCUCAGUGUUUGUGUCCAUCUGGUUACGUGGGUGAUGGGAUAGGCCCUAACGGAUGCACACCAAUGCAUUCAGAUGGUGGGCCAAACCCCUGUGCCAACAAUCCAUGUG